GUCUCCACAGCAAACAUCUUGACUGUCAUCAUCCUCUCACAGUUGGUGGCUCGCAGACAGAAGUCCUCCUAUAACUAUCUCCUAGCUCUAGCAGCUGCCGACAUACUUGUACUCUUCUUCAUUGUCUUUGUCGAUUUUUUGAUGGAGGACUUCAUCUUGAAUAAGCAGAUGCCUCAGGUACUGGACAAAAUAAUUGAGGUCUUGGAAUUUUCUUCCAUUCAUACAUCCAUUUGGAUUACUGUGCCACUAACAAUUGAUAGAUAUAUAGCAGUAUGCCACCCACUUAAGUAUCACACAGUCUCCUACCCAGCUCGUACUCGAAAAGUCAUUGUAAGCGUUUAUAUCACCUGCUUUUUGACCAGCAUCCCCUACUACUGGUGGCCCAAUAUUUGGAUUGAAGACUACAUAAGCACAUCUGUACAUCAUGUCCUCAUCUGGAUCCACUGUUUUACUGUUUACUUAGUGCCGUGCUCGAUUUUCUUCAUUCUGAAUUCAAUCAUUGUGUACAAGCUCAGACGAAAAUGCAAUUUCAGACUGAGAGGAUACUCCACAGGGAAAACGACAGCCAUUUUGUUUACUAUAACUUCUAUUUUUGCCAUACUUUGGGCACCAAGAAUAAUCAUGAUAUUGUAUCACCUCUAUGUAUCACCUAUAAACAACAGCUGGUUGGUACAUAUUGUGUCGGACAUUGCUAAUAUGCUAGCAUUGUUGAACACUGCAAUUAAUUUCUUCCUCUACUGUUUUAUUAGCAAGAGAUUUCGCACAAUGGCAGCUGCAACACUAAAAGCUUUCUUUAAGUGUCAGAAACAACCCGUGCAGUUCUAUACAAACCAUAACUUUUCAAUAACUAGCAGCCCUUGGAUUUCCCCUGCCAAUUCUCACUGCAUCAAAAUGCUUGUUUACCAGUAUGAUAAGAAUGGAAAGCCUAUAAAAAUAUCACCAUGACAAGGGGGAUCACUGGUUUCUCAGGGUGCAACUUCUUUUCAAGCAGUUACACCUACAGGAUGUAAUUGCUAAAAUGGCUAUUUUUAAGAGUGGUCAUUUGAUUUCAUUUCCUUGCACCACUAAGAGGCAGACCAGACUGUUAGAAGAG
Alligator sinensis (Chinese alligator) is the source of this 1093-nucleotide messenger RNA. It is a transcript of the gene GPR139, whose product is annotated as G protein-coupled receptor 139. The transcript has a single exon. The record is from RefSeq and is a predicted model, not a curated record. The annotation marks the transcript as partial. Lineage: Eukaryota; Metazoa; Chordata; Crocodylia; Alligatoridae. Gene Ontology annotation, cellular component: membrane. Gene Ontology annotation, biological process: G protein-coupled receptor signaling pathway. Gene Ontology annotation, molecular function: neuropeptide receptor activity.